Messenger RNA from Caretta caretta (loggerhead turtle), 8086 nucleotides. Lineage: Eukaryota; Metazoa; Chordata; Testudines; Cheloniidae. The record is from RefSeq and is a predicted model, not a curated record.
CAGCCCCAGCCCCGGUUCCGGUUCCUCCUGCUCCCCGCCCUGCUCUCUCCACCCAGCCCCAGCCCCGGUUCCGGUUCCUCCUGCUCCCCGCCCUGCUCUCUCCACGCAGCCCCAGCCCCGGUUCUUCCUUCUCCCCGCCCUGCUCUCUCCACGCAGCCCCAGCCCCGGUUCUUCCUUCUCCCCGCCCUGCUCUCUCCACGCAGCCCCAGCCCCGGUUCCUCCUGCUCCCCGCCCUGCUCUCUCCACGCAGCCCCAGCCCCGGUUCCUCCUGCUCCCCGCCCUGCUCUCUCCACCCAGCCCCAGCCCCGGUUCCUCCUGCUCCCCGCCCUGCUCUCUCCACCCAGCCCCAGCCCCGGUUCCUCCUGCUCCCCGCCCUGCUCUCUCCACCCAGCCCCAGCCCCGGUUCCUCCUGUUCCCCGCCCUGCUCUCUCCACCCAGCCCCAGCCCCGGUUCCUCCUGCUCCCCGCCCUGCUCUCUCCACGCAGCCCCAGCCCCGGUUCCUCCUGCUCCCCGCCCUGCUCUCUCCACCCAGCCCCAGCCCCGGUUCCUCCUGCUCCCCGCCCUGCUCUCUCCACCCAGCCCCGGUUCCGGUUCCUCCUGCUCCCCGCCCUGCUCUCUCCACGCAGCCCCAGCCCAAGGCUUCAGGGCCCCUCUGCAGCGCCCGCUGCCGGACCCGGGACUCCGGAGGAGGAUGGUGGGCGCCAGGGGCAGACUCCGCCCCAGGGCCGGACUGAGCCUCUCCCGGGCCCGACGCCCACCCACGUGGUCUGAGCUCUCCUGCCCUGGAGACGGGCUCUGAGGGGCAGAGGGCGGGGACAGACCUGACUGGCAGCGAUCGCCGCCAAUCCCCGCGCGCAGAGAUUAACCCUGUGCUGGCCGGGGCAGAAGCUUUGUGUGGGGGAACGGGGCUCCCGAGUUCCCCUGCGGCCGGGCGGGGAGCUGGGGCCUGGCGUGCUAGGGGGCAGGGAGCUAGGGUUACAGGUCACAGUGCAUGUGAAGGUUGGGGACGUGACCCCAGAGGAGAUGGAUGCCCCUGAAGCAUUAUGGGAAUCUCAGAGCCCCCAGCUGGAGCCACUACAGCCCCAUCCCGCAUGGGGAACCACGGAGGAGACGGCACUGAGGAAUUACGAGCUGCCAAGCGCCCCUGAAAAGGAGCCCAGAGUUGGACAAGAAAUGGCAGGUGCUGGAAUCCUGAGCCAGGCUGAAGAGAAGCCUCGCAACGAAGGGCCUGAAAUGGUGCUGCCCCCCAGCGUAUCUCAGAGUGGAUCAGGGGAGAGCGUUACCCACACACCUGAGCAGGGAGGAGCCUGCAAGAGGCAGAAGAAGAUCCCAGCAGGGAAGGAGCCAGGCCUCCCAGAGGAACAAUGCAGUAGAUUCAGGACACUAACCCAGCUCCUUCCGCAGGGGAGACCUCAGACCACAGGGGACCUUCACCAAGAGCAAUACCAUAGAUGUCGAGACUGUGGGGAAAGCUUCAGGGAAAAGCAGGAGCUCAUGGCUCAUGGCAAGGUCCAUGAGAAAGAGAGACGUUAUCCCUGCGCCGAAUGUGGGAAGAGAUUCAGCUGUCCAGCGCAUCUCAAAACCCACCAGAGAAGCCACACGCGCGAGAAGCCCUACUCGUGUGGAGAGUGCGGGAAACUGUUUGGCUAUCUCUGCACGCUGACUACGCACCAGAGAACCCACACAGGGGAGGGCUUGUUCCCCUGUGACGAGUGCGGGAAAACUUUCACCAGCUCCUCGGACCUCAGCAAGCACCAGCGCUCCCACACGAGCGAGCGGCCCUACCCCUGCACCGAGUGCGGGAAGCGCUUCAACCGGCUCUCCAACCUGAAGAUGCACCACAGGACUCACACGCAGGAGAGGCCCUACCCAUGUACUGAGUGCGGGAGACGCUUUGGCCACCUCUCCACGCUCGUGAGGCACCGGAGAGCCCACACAGGGCAGAGACCCUUCCCCUGUGUGGAGUGUGGCAAGACCUUCACCACCAGGACAGGGCUGAGCAAGCACCAGAGAAUCCACACAGGCAAGCGGCCCUACCCCUGUGGGAAGUGUGGAAAACGCUUCGGCUACCUCUGCGCUCUGACCACACACCAGCGACUGCACACGGGGGAGAGACCCUUCUCCUGUGCUGAGUGCGGGAAAACCUUCACCAGCCCUGCGGACCUGACCAAGCACCAGCGCUCCCACACGGGUGAGCGGCCCUACCCCUGCGCUGAGUGUGGGAAACACUUCAGCCAGCUCUCCACCCUGACAGUGCACCAGAGGACUCACACACAGGAGAAGCCCUACCCCUGUGCCGAGUGCGGGAAGAGCUUCAAGUACCUGGCUUACCUCACCAUUCACGAGCGCUCCCACACCGGGGAACGGCCCUUCCCCUGCGCCAAGUGUGGGAAGAGCUUCAGCAACAAGUCAGCUCUCACCCGGCACCAGAGAAUCCACGUCAGAGCUGCAGCUGUGGAUGAGAGCUGCUGUGCCCAUCCCCGUGGAGUGAGGUCGCCGGGCUCCGGCUGCCCCCGCUCCCGGAGACCGGCCCAGCUGGGCGGGGCGGGGCCGGAUCUGACUGACAGCGAUCGCUGCCAAUCCCCGCGCGGAGGGAUUAACCCUGCGCUGGCCGGCGCGGAAGCUCUUUGUCUAGGGAACUGGGCCGGCCUCCCUGCGUCCAGGCGGGGUGGUGUGCUCCUGGGUCUCCACAUCCAGGCUCCGCGAGAGAAUAUGGAAAUGGCAGAUCCAAUGGGCCCAAAAGCAGGGAAUGAGCUGGAGAGAGACGGGAAGCAGCCAGUCCUGGGACCAACCAUCUCAGUAAGUCCUCGAUGGCAGCUGAGGACUGAGCAGUGUGACAGGAUGUCCCGGUAUUGGAAAGAUCAAUUUCAGGAGGAGCUACAGAGCUUACGGACACCUGUUGUGGCUAUGCCGACAUCAGUCCCUGCGUCAAAAAACCCUCCACUGCUGGAGCUGACCCCAGAGGAGGAUAUUGAGGCCUAUCUGGCUUCCUUCGAGCAAGUGGCUGAAGCCUGCCAGUGGCCCAGAAAAGAGUGGGUGACCCGCCUUGUGCCGGCCCUCAGUGGAAAAGCUCGGCAGGCCGUUAGCAGCCUGGAUGCCAGAGACGCUGGAGAUUACGGGAAGGUGAAGGCAGCCGUCCUGCGAGGCUGCAACCUUGGCACAGAGACACAGCGCCAGCGCUUCAGGCAGUUCCGCUACCAGGAGGCCGAGGGGCCCCGGGCAGUUUUCUGCAGACUCUGGGAACUCUCCCAUCGAUGGCUGAAGCCGGAGAGCCGCACCAAGGAGCAGAUCAUGGAGCUGCUGAUCCUGGAGCAGUUCCUGACCAUCCUGCCGGAAGAAAUCCAGAGCUGGGUUUCUGAACACUGCCCAGAGACGUGCGCCCAGGCAGUGUCCCUGGCCGAGGAUUUCCAGGUCACAGUGCAUGUGAAGGUCGAGGACGUGACCCCAGAGGAGAUGGAUGCCCCUGAAGCAUUAUGGGAAUCUCAGAGCCCCCAGCUGGAGCCACCACAGCCCCAUCCCGCAUGGGGAUCACCGGAGGAGGUGGCACUGAGGAAGUACGAGCUGCCAGGCGCCCCUGGAAAGGAGCCCCGAGUUGGACGAGAAAUGGCAGGUGCCAGGAUCCUGAGCAGGACUGAGAAGCAGCCUCACAGCGAAGGGCCUAAAAACCUGCAGCCCCCCAGCGUAUCACUGCAGGAUUCAGGAGAGAGCAUUAACCACAGACCUGAGCAGGAAGGAGCCUGCAAGAGGCAGAAGAGGAGCCCAGUGGGGAAUGAGUCAGAUCCCCUAGGGGAAUGUGAGAGUGGAUUCAGGAGACUAAUCCAACCUCCUGCACCGGGGAGACCUCGGACCACAGGGGACCUUCAAAAUCAGAACAGCAUUCACAGGACAGAGAAGCCCCAUAAAUGUCGAGAUUGUGGGGAAAGGUUCUGGGAGAAGCAGGCACUCACGGCCCAUGGGAGAGUCCAUGGGAAAGACAGACCAUAUCCCUGUCCUGAAUGUGGGAAGAGUUUCAACAGACUGACCCAUCUCAAAACGCACCGGAGAACCCACACGGGAGAGAAACCCUAUUUCUGUGCCGAAUGUGGGAAGAACUUCGGCCACCUCUCCACGCUCAUUACACACCAGAGGCUGCACACAGGGGAGAGACCCUACUCCUGUGACGAGUGUGGGAAAACUUUCACCAACCCCUCGGACCUCAACAAGCACCAGCGCUCCCACACUGGCGAGCGGCCCUACCCCUGCGCCGAGUGUGGGAAGCGCUUCAGCCAGCUCUCCAACCUGACGAUGCACCAGAGGACUCACACGCAGGAGAAGCCCUAUCCCUGCGCUGAGUGCGGGAAGAGCUUCAAGUACCUGGCUUACCUCACCGUUCAUCGGCGCUCCCACACUGGGGAACGGCCCUUCCCCUGCACCGAGUGUGGGAAGAGCUUCAGUCACAAAUCCUCUUUGGCCCGUCACCUGAGAAUCCACGCCAGAGCUGCAGCCAUGGACAACCUGUUACAGCAGCGUUCACACGAGUCCCAGAGCGGGGCGGGGACGGCAAAUCCCAUCCAGGAGCAGCCGCCCGAGCCCGGCCCCUGGCAGAGCCCGUGCGCCUGGUGCCGAGGGCCGGACCCCGGCCAGGCACCGCCCCACUCUCCCGCCCGGAUUCCCCCGGGCCGAGCUGCGCAGCCCGGCUCCGCCCUCCCCGCUCGCAGCGCCGGGCAGACGCCAGCUCCGGCCGUGGGGCCGGCUGGGAAGCGGCGGAGGCAGCGCCGGGAAGGGUUAAGCCGGCCUCUGCGGCUGACUGACAGCGCUGGUGGCCAGUCCUGGCCGCGCAGAGGGGGGAUUAACCCUGCGCUGGCCGGGGGGAGUUCCUGUCUCCAGGCCCGGCUGGGAAAGGAGCCGCCGCGUUCCUUUGUGUCCGGGGUCCUGCACGCCCAGGUCCUGCGGAAAGCGGGGCUGGGAAAAGGCCGAACCCCAAAACAGAGAGCGGUUGCAGAGCAGGCGGGCCAACAGCCCCUGCACCUCCAGGUCCAGGCUUUGCUGCAGCAGGUGGGGCCCACUAAAGAGAAAAUGGAAAAGCGAGAUCCCAUGGAACCAGGACUGGGGAAGGAAUCCGAGCGGGCUGCAAAAGAUCCCGUGGUGGCACCCCCCAUCUCAGUAACUCCCAGAUGGUCCCGGAUUAGAUUACAUCAGGUCAAGACGGAGCCACAAGAAGGAAUGUCCCAGCGACGGCAGGUGCUGCAAGCCCGACAGGCCUCUCCUGAAAUUGUGUCAGCUCCAGACCCUGCCUUGGGAAACCCUCAACUGCCGGAGCUCACGCCAGAGGAUGACAUCGAGGUCUAUCUGGCUUCCUUCGAGCGAGUGGCUGAAGCCUGCCACUGGCCCAGAAGAGAGUGGGUGACCCGACUCCUGCCCUCCCUCACUGGAAAAGCCCAACAGGCCAUUAGCAGCCUGGAUGCCAGAGACGCCCGAGACUAUGGGAAGGUGAAGGCAGCCAUCCUGCGAGGCUGCAACAUCAGCACGGAGAUGCAGCGCCUUCACUUCAGGCAGUUCCGCUACCAGGAGGCCAAAGGGCCCCAAGAGGUCUGCAGCCGCCUGCGGGAACUCUCCCAUCGAUGGCUGAAGCCGGAGAUCCGCACCAAGGAGCAGAUCAUGGAGCUGCUGAUCCUGGAGCAGUUCCUGACCAUCCUACCCGAGGAAAUCCAGAGCUGGGUCUGGGUACGUCACCCGGAGACCUGCGCCCAGGCCGUGUCUUUGGCAGAGGAUUUCCAGCUGGGACAGCGAGAGGCUGGAGUGUGGGAGCAGCAGGUCACAGUGCGUGUGAAGGUCGAGGAAGUGACCCCAGAGGAGGUGGAGACCCCUGAAGCAUUAUGGGAAUCUCAGAGCUCCCAGCUGGAGCCACUACAGCCCAAUACCACAUGGGGAUCCCAGAAGGACGUGGGACGGAGCAAGUACAAGUUGCCAAGUGCCCCUGAAGAGGAGACCGAAGCUCUACAGGAAACUGCAGGUGCCAAAAUCCUGAGCAGAGCAGAGGAACAGCCCAAUUUGGGAGAGCAAGAAAACCUGGAUCUGGCCCGAACGUCGCAAGGUGGAUCAGGAGAGAGUGUCGCCUGCAGACCUGAGCGGGAAGAAGCCUGCAAGAGGCAGAAGAGAAACCCAGCUGGGACCGAGCGAGUUCUGCCAAGGGUGUUCCCACAGCUCCCUGCUCAAGGGACACCUGGGGCCGUAAGAGACCUUAAAAGCCAGGAGAGCAGCGUUCACAGGAUGGAGAAACCCCACAGAUGUCGAGACUGCGGGGAAAGGUUCUGGGAGAAGCAGGACCUCAUGGCCCAUGGGAGAGUCCAUGAGAAGGACAGACCCUAUCCCUGUCCUGAAUGUGGGAAGAGCUUCAACAGACUGACCCAUCUCCGAACCCACCAGAGAACCCACACGGGAGUGAAACCUUACUCCUGUGGGGAGUGUGGGAAAAGCUUUGGCCAUCUCUCCACGCUGACCACGCACCAGAGACUGCACACAGGGGAGAGACCCUACUCCUGUGCUGAGUGUGGGAAAACCUUCACCAACCCCUCGGACCUCAACAAGCACCAGCGCUCCCACACAGGUGAGCGGCCCUACCCCUGCGCCGAGUGUGGGAAGCGCUUCAGCCAGCAAUCAAAUCUGACAAUGCACCAAAGAAGCCACACCGAGGACAGACCGUACCCCUGCACCGAGUGCGGGAAGAGCUUCAAGUACCUCGCUGAUCUCACCGUGCAUGAGCGCUCCCACACAGGCGAGCGGCCCUUCCCCUGCCCUGAGUGCGGGAAGAGCUUCAGUAACAAAUCCUCUCUGGCUCGUCACCAGAGAAUCCACGCCAGAGCUGCAGCCAGAAACAAGUGAGACCUGCCAGCCGAGAGCGCCACUCCAGCUGUGUGUGUAUAAUAAUGUGAAGUAGAGGAAUGGAAACAGUUAGUGCAGGAAAUGGGAGAAAUCAGCCCCCUUCUCCCAGUACCAGUUCCAUCCCUCCCUCACAAACUCCAUGAGGUGGAUUAAGAACCAUGAGAACAGAGGGUGGCUUCACCUUAUGCUCUGAGGAGUCCCAGCCCCUGAAACCCCCGAGCAGGGACUUCUCCCUUACCUACUCUAUGUAGCAGUUGAGCAACCUGUCUCUCGUGUCCACAUGAACAUUAAUUAAUCUGCUCUGGUUUCCCUGUAGCUUCUCUAAGGGCUGGGCUGCAGCCUACUACAGGCUCUCUGUAUUUCUGCUGUUUUGGGAUUGGGGUGGGGGUGUGUGUUUGCAAUAACCUAGGGACUUGCCCGGGUUGUGAGCAGGUCACUCAAGAUAGGGAAGGGAUUUCUCCCAGGAAGGCUCAAGAUCCCUCAGCUCCAUGAGGAAAAAGAACCAAAGAAUUCCUCAAGGGCUGCUGCUUACGUCGAACUCACAAGGAGGCAUCAGACCCAGCACUGCUGGGAACUGUGGAUCCAGGGGGAGGUGUUUGGCCACAUCUGUGUCAACCAGCUCUGCCUCUGUGGCUGCACAAUCACCCUCUCCACACUCCAGACUUUUCAAGCCCUCCGAUGUCACUCUGUAACUAUGCCCAAACUCUGCCACAUCGUCCCAUCUCCUGCUUUCCUGAGAGGAGUUUCCUGCUAUUUCCUGUCCCAAACUAAGCAUUUAUGUUUGCUGUGUAAUGAAUCUUGUGUGUUUAUUCAUUGCCUCCUUAGUUUGCUGCUCCUGCCCUGCUCGCUGCCAUGUUAACUCUUUAUUUACUGCUCUGUCUCUGCAGUGUGCUUUUUUUUUGUCCAUACUGUGUGACUGUUCAGCUGCCCAUCAGUACAACUAUUGCUUUAGCUGUUUCUGGCGAGAUUUUGAGCAUGUAGCCUUGAUCCUGCAAUGAGGUCCCCGCAAGCAAGAUCAGGGCCUUUAUUUUUAUUGACUGACCUACCUCGUCUGCUGCUUUUCUGAAUUUCUGGUAUUUUUUAGUUGAAUCAUGUGAACAGUCAUUGUAAUUAAGUGAAUAGUGUUCAUUAUUGGUUAUUGUUCUACAUACUUAAUUCUUACUAGUCACUUGACACUGUCUAACUGCAUUAUUAUGUCCCUUAAUUAGCUUUCUUGUGUCAUUUG